Molecule: messenger RNA, 6528 nt
Organism: Oikopleura dioica
Lineage: Eukaryota; Metazoa; Chordata; Appendicularia; Copelata; Oikopleuridae
Source: the annotation of a GenBank genome assembly
AUGGUGUAUGAAGAAAAACACAUUUUAGCGGAGCUUAUUUCUUACUACAUCAUCAAAGCUGCGAGCAAUGAGGAACUAAGGAAGAAUGCGGAUUUGAGGAUGGAUUGGGUGACCACACUUGAACUCGUCCAGCUUCACGUCGAAAUGUUCCGAGAACGGCUGCUUCAGCUUGAUCUCGACGGUGAACUGUUGAUGGAUCAAAUCUCAAGACGUGUUGUACUCAACAUGGAACAGCGGAAGAAAGAUUUCGAAGCAGCGACAAAAGUUCUCAUUCCGACUAAAGAUGCUCUCUCGAUUAUAUCUACUCGUGGACACAUUUAUGAACGCAACAUCGCCUACACAAAAGGUUUUCUUGGAUCGGACAUGGAACUGGCCGAAUCCUUAUGGACCUAUCUAGCGCAUCAAGAAGAAUUUCAAAUCGAAGACGAUGAGAGCCAAGAUGCGCUUAUAAUAGACAGAUACUUUAAUCCGGAAGGAAUAGAGUAUCUGGUUCACUAUGUUCGCAAAAACUUAAAGCUCAUGGACGAGAAGACUUUCAUGGACUUCAAGCUCGCUGCAAAUCUGGUGGAUACUGAUGAUGAAAAAUUUGUUGCGAUCCAAAGGCAUUUUAGAGAAUAUGUGUUCAACUUUGUUCUUCCGGAAGAAGAUCCACUUGUUACCAACAGAGAACAGCUAGAAACUGCUCUCGAAUUCGAUUAUGGUCGUAAACAAGACAUGUCAUUCUUUGAGCGGAUUGGCCUCAGCGGCUCAAGCAAAGAAGCAGCCCUAGAAAAAGAAGUCAACAUUUUAAAUAUUCAGCGAGACGAACUGGAAUUAUACUUGGAAGAUAAAGACCGGCUGAAUCUAUUCGAUCAGACGGGAAAAGAGUGGAAGCGAAAGUCUGGCAGAAUAUGGAAGAUUGUGUCGAUGGAAAAUAAAGAUCUGCCAACUCUGUUUGUUGACAUUCUUCAAUGCUGGCGGAGGAUUGGCACUGAUUCUAAGAGCAUCGACUUUAAGGAAAUGAUAGACGUCACGAUGGAGGCAAAUGACAGGAUAGAGUCUCUCGCGCUCUUUUCAUGCAAUGAAGAGAUCGAAGAAGUAUCAACCAAAAGCCUAAAGUAUAUGCUCGUGAAGUUUUUCGAGGCGGAGUUUCGUUUAAAGCCCCACGAGUCGGAUCCGCAGUUGGAGACGCUUAAAUCUAUCAUGGGAUGCCUUCUAUCUUACUUGAAGACAUUAAACGACUAUGGUCUUGCAUAUCCAAAGAAGUCGUAUCCAGAUAUGAGAACACAAAAGGUUGAAAUGUUCAAAAGAAAGAAGGAAAUCACUGAAUCGAUGAAAACGCAUGAGUACUGUCUAGAAGAUGAAUCCGCCGAUGAGGAAAUUGAAAGAAAAUAUUGGAUGAGCUUCAUCUCAUUCGCAGAGCUCAUUUCUAACGAACAUAUGUCCAUGUUGAAAAGGGAACUAGAAAUGCUCAAAAUGAGAGAGGCAGGAGUAAGACCAGAGCAACCUCGACCUCGUCCUCCUACUCAGCCCUUCAUGAUUGCUAAAAAUGAAGAAAUGAAAAGAGUUUUUGGCCUUGGAUAUCCUUCUCGACCGGUAUAUACUGUCGAGGAAUUCGGCGAAAGGCAGGCCCAGCUUAUGCGCCAACAAGAAAAGGAAAAGGCGAGACAAAUAGCGGCUAAUCCUCCUCGUGAUGAGCAUCGUGAGUUAACGUGGGCUGAAGAAGACAAGCAGCGCAGAAAAGAUCAGAUGUGGGACGAGCACAAAGAUACGACGAGGCGUGGAGACGGAAAUCGGAAAAAUAUGGUGUCAAUCAGUGAUUUGAAGAGGUUUCGUCCAUGCCGAUCUCAAAAAGAUUUAUCCGUUGGACUGAUAGAUAGUCUUAUCGAUUUCAAUUUAUCAGAAGUAUGGGAGGAUAUCAUUUCAUGGUCGCGCAGCAGGAAGCCGUCAGGGAGAGAAGCCUCAAUGGCUGGUUUUGGAAUAGAUCUUGCUAGUACUGUCCGUUGCUUCUAUUCGAGUCUUCUCUCGCCGUCUUUCAUGGAUCGCCUUUUUGAAGAUGUGGCAAAUCAUCCCCUCUUAGUCACUUUAUUACUGACGGUUACUGACAAAUUUACGAAGAUUCUCAGCUAUGAACAGAUCAUAUGUGCUCUUCACAAGCUUCCUUACAGUCAGUUUUUUAUCGAGGCUCUGAUCAUUGGAAAAUCACAAUUGAUGAGGCCAGCGAUUAAGUCGAUCAUUCUUUCUAAGAAAAUGGACUCUGCGACAAUGUUCUCUUACCUGAAUGGAAUCGUCAAAAUUUACUCUUCGGCAAACGAAUUCAUCCAAAGCUGCUGCCUUAAAUACCGAAUACACUUGUGGAUAAACAUUUCCUUCUUAUGCGACAUGGAACAUGCAGACUUCCUCGACACUAUUCAUACGGAACUGUUUUACAGAAAAGAUAUUUUGACCUGGCUGAUGACUCAAUUCACGAGUAGACUCUUGCUUAACGAGACAGUGAUUUUAAAGCUGAGGAAAAAAAUCAUGUCAAUCGUGGAAUUGUUGAUAUCGAUUUACGGGGACCCAGACGAAGCGACAAACCCCUCUGCUGAAGACUAUAGAUUUGGCUGCGCUACACUCUUCGUCAUUUGUGUUAUGAAAACCUCAUUAAACAUGAAAUUCCCCCUUGACGAAUCCUCGAGGAUGAUGACUUUAUUUGAAUGUAUUUUGAAAAAUGAUCUGAAUGAGGGGUCCAUUCAGUUCUUUAUGAUGGCAAUCUCAAUGGCAGUGUGCUAUGGGGACUUCUCAUCAGGGAACGCAAAGAACGAAACCAGCAUGCUAUGUAGACUGACAAGAUGGCUGAGUGGACUCAUUUCGAGAUGUACAGGCGACGGCGAAGAUUUAGCGGCGCAAACUGAACUGGCCCGAUUAAAAGAGUAUCUUCUGAUUUGCGGCAUUCACUUCAUCUACGAAGAGAAGGAUGAAAUCGAGGAAGUUAUUAGGACAACGAUCGAGUAUCGUCCGAUGCGCAUCAAAUCGCUGACGACGCACCGACUCAAACAAGUCUUUACACAGUCUAUCUACAAAAGCACCUCCCUUUCUGAACUUGCGAUUUCAGUCUCUCCUACAAGAAAUCUAAACUCAAAAAUGAACGAAAUGGUACCGCUGCACGGGGUUCUGCAUCUUCUUAAAGGGCGUCAGUUCACUGCUCACGGCAUCCAAAAUGUCGCUACAUGGAUAUUUAAUCAAAUUUGCCAAUGCUCACUUCCUCUUCACCCACAUGUUCCUACAGUUAUCAAAGCUCUCAUACGUGCAAAUAUUCCCAAGACAAAGAAGGAUUUUGCCAAUCUUCAAAGCCCGAUUUCAGCGGAUCUUAUUGUCGAAACCUGUUUGGAUCCUUCUGUGCCUAUCCUCGGAAAGACACUUCUAGCUUACUACCUCACGUUUCUCGCCGUCGCGCUGUCAAGGAGAGCAGACUUCCUUUAUCGAAAUUAUCAAACGGCGGUUGCACCAGAACUACUGAUAUUCGACAAGCCAGACAAAGGACUGCCAUCAGAAAUAGAAAGAUAUUCUGGUGACGAGCUUGAGACUCUAUCCACAAAGUACUCAAAGCAACUGCGCAAAUUGGAUUACAAAAGGCUAAGAGGAACAAUGACAAAGCUAGAAAAUCUUGGAGAUGAUGAUUUGGAGACGUUUUGGCUGAUGACACGUCCAUUAGCGAGUUUACCAGAAGACUCGAAAAACUUACCCCGAUGGUUCAUGCUUUCGAUGAGGAAACUUUGGUUCAGGCUACAGCGACAUAUUCCCCGACAGCUCUGGGUCGAGACUUUGCAAGAUCUAGCAAAAUCGAGCGAUGAUAAAUACUCUUUCGAUGAUUAUAUUGAGAAUCCGACGCUUGCUUUUCAGUGUAUCAACAUGGUGAUAAGAAACCCGAUUCUUGUGGAGAUCUUUCUUGGAUGUUUGCGCGGUUUUGUAAAUACUCAAAAAACAUUCUACCAGCAAACACUUAUUACGGAUUUCCGUUUACGAGGUUCUCAGGAGAGAAGUCAUGUUGAGCUGAUGGAGUCGAAACGAGUCAAAACCAAUAUCUUGUUGACAACAAAAGUCGCUGUUCUCCAAGUACUUAUCGAGAUGACUCUACCGUCAUCUGAAGACGAUCGCAGCGUUACUGGGGAACUGAGGCUCCGUGAAAUUCAAUGUGAAAUAUGCUUUUUUAUACACCAGUUGUUUAUCGACGAUCAUGUGUUCCACGGACAGCCAGUGCUGUGCAAAUUGCUUCAUUUCCAAGGAUACUCUCCGGACGCUAUCUCUUGUCUCGUUCACGGUGUUCCCUCGAUGCAUAUAUGCGUUUCAUUUGUUCCUGAGCUGCUCAAAUAUACCAAUCUGGAGCUGAGAUCGUUUGCAAUACAACUACUCUCGCAUCUUGUUUAUCACUACCCGAUUCCUCGCACAUUCGAGUUAUCGAAGAUCGCGAUUCGCGUCGCUUUUACGCUGCUUGAAGGUUUGACUCAUGACGAAUUGAUAAGCUUCUUCACUGGAGUCCUGCCUGCACUUGCUAGAAUAUCACAUGUUUACUCACCCUUCAAUAACUAUGUUAUUGAUCUUCUUCGAUUUCACACUCAUGGGGCUGCAGUCAUUGGCAAUAUUGAUGGCCUGGAUCGAGUUGAACUCACAACCGGUCAACUGAUGAAAAAAGUAAAGCCAUUUAUUUGGCCAAGUGCGCAGGUUCCCGAAUCAUCGAGAAUAAAACUCACUGUCAUGAAAACUGGAGCCUUGAUUUUUGGAGCGAAGGGGCUCAGCCUGGCAAUCCCCAUCUUCUGGAAAGAUUUAGUCAAUACUUUAACAGCUAUCGAGAGUGGAGCUCUGCCAUCGCUAGAAAAUGCCGCUGUUAUUGCCGCUCCGUUCGCUACGUACGCAGCGGUGAGCUUACUCGAGCCCACUAUCGACCAGUACAAAUCGUACACAUUCGCAACAGUAAAGCAAAGCACCACUAGAAAAAUAGGCCGCGGACUCGUCGAAAAGCUCUUCUCUCUUGAUCAUCGGUUUCAUACGAAUCGGGAGACGGGUGCGCUUCUGAAGGCUGUUGACAGGGGGAAUCGGGCAAUAUCCACCGUUCUCCAUGCCACCUGUAUUGUAUUUACACCCGCAAUGUUUCAAGUCAUGUGUACUGGUGCUUUUAUUUGGUAUUUCUGUGGUCCUCUCUACGCUACCUCUCUCCUCGUCUCUUCUGGAAUCUAUUCCGCCUUUUCCAUAAAAUUCACUCAGUAUAGAACGCCCUUCCGAAUAGCCAUGAACAAAGCCGACAUGGAUGCUGGUAACUUAGCCACGGACUCUCUUCUCAACUAUGAAACCGUCAAAUAUUUUGCAAAUGAAAAAUAUGAAGCAACUCGCUAUGAUGGCAAGUUAGCUAAUUUCGAACGCGCGGCUCUUAAAACUGACCGAACUCUCGCACUUUUGAAUAUGGGGCAGCAAGCAAUUUUGGGCUCGUGCUUGCUUUUCAACUUGGGAAUGGCCUCUGGGAUCCUCGACUUUGGACAGGCUUCUAUCGCUGCAGGAACACUGACUCUUGGAGAGUUUGUGAUGAUUGCCAGUUAUUUCCAACAGAUUCAAAGACCGCUCAGUUUCUUGGGAUCCACCUACAGAGACUUAAUUCAAGCACGAACAGAUUUUGAAACGAUGUGGCGAUUGAUGGAAGAAAAACCAGAGUUAGAAGAAGGAACAAAGACACCGCCUAUGGAUAAAGACCUAGAAGUACGAUUCAACAAUGUCAAGUUUGCAUAUGCCGACGGAAACUCGAUCCUCAAAGGCGUAGACUUUCGUAUCCGCCCCGGUGAACGGGUCGCUAUUGUGGGCGGCUCAGGGUCGGGGAAAUCUACACUAGCGAAGCUACUGUUCAGGUUUUAUGACCCAAAAGAAGGCUCUGUUCAGCUAAAUGGGGAGGACAUUCGUAACUUCAAUCUUAAAUCUUUCCGCGAAAAAAUUGGAGUCGUCCCACAAGAUUGCGUUUUGUUCAACGACACCAUUUACAACAACAUUCGAUAUGGAGACUUGAAUGCUACUGAAGAUCAAAUCAUCGAAGCUGCUGAAGUGGCAGAUUUGCACAGAUCAGUGGAGGAAAUGAAGAACGGCUACCAAACUAUCGUCGGUGAACGAGGAGUGAAGCUGUCGGGCGGCGAGAAACAGCGUCUAGCAAUUGCUCGGUGUUUCCUCAAGGACCCAGAAAUCGUUAUUUAUGAUGAAGCUACAAGCUCGCUCGACUCGCUCACUGAACAGCGUAUCCUCGAUUCCCUCGAUAAUGCGACGAAGAACAAAUCCCUGCUCGUCAUCGCUCACAGGCUUUCGACAAUUGUUAACAGCGACAAAAUCAUUGUGCUCAAAGACGGUGAAGUUGCAGAGAUGGGUAGCCACACGGAGCUAUUGGCAUUAAAUAAUCAUUAUCGAAAGAUGUGGGACAUUCAGUCCAAUGAAAAAGAUACCAAAAAGAAAGAAUCGGAGGAUGGAGCGGCUGCUCGUCGAAGAAAAAGCAUUGAAAUGAUAAUGGAGCCAAAGACGUGCUGCGGGGGAAAGUGUUGA